CGCGCUGCUCGCGCGCUGCUGCUGCUCCUUUAAGGCGGAGCCUCGGGCUGGUUUUGGCGGGAAACGAGCAGAAAUUCGAGACAGUCGAUCGUUAGCUUUAGCUCGGUUAGCUUGUAUUGUGAGCAGCUGAGUUCAGCUUCACAACAGAAAGUAACUCUGAAGAACAACACACUUCCGUUCGAGUUCAGUAAUUAACUAAAUUCAGCUUCUUCAUGAGCAGCAUUUAGCCCUGAGCUAACAUUAGCAGGUAGCAGAGCUGUGUAGCAUUAGCCUCCGUUAGCGUCGUGAGCUCAGUUGUAAGAAUGGCGACAGCGAGGAGACAGGUGAAGAGGAAACAGCCCGAAGAGAAACCCGAGAAAAACGUGUUCGAGUUCACCGAAGAGGGAGAAAAGAAAGAGCUGAGCGGCUCCGAGGACGAAGCCAGAGCAGAUGAAACUCCGAUAGUGGACAAGCCAGCCAAGAAGAGACCUGCAGCAGACUUUGUAGAGGAGGGAGCGCCGUGUGCUGUCGGAAAUGAAGUUCACUCCAUGUUGGAGAAAUUUGGAGCUGACAUCAGUAAGGUGAUGCAGGCCAAGAAGAAACGUCUGGAGUCUCUGACGAAGAACUACAUGAAGGGAAGUCAACAGAAACUGGAGCAGCUGUGGAACAACUAUCACAGCCAGAGGCAGAAGAUGACUCAGCAGUACUCUCAGCAGGUGUCCUCAGCUCUGCAGCAGUGGGAGUCUGAAGCUCAGCGAGCCGAGGAGCAGGAGGAGAAGUUCAAUAAUCUGUUCAGACAGCAGCUGAAGAUCCUGCAGCAGGCCCGAAUGGUUCAGAACCAGAAGCUGAAGACGGUCAGAGAGCUGUACGAGCUGUUCGUCAAGAACAUGGAGGACAUGGAGAAGAGCCACGACGCCUUCCUGCAGGGGGCGCAGCAGGAGCUGAGGAAGGAGAUGGCCACGCUGCAGAAGAAGAUCCUCAUGGACACGCAACAGCAGGAGAUGGCCACAGUCCGGAAGUCCCUGCAGUCCAUGCUGUUCUAGACUGCUGUUACCACGGCAACGGAGCCGCUUCCUGUUUCCUACGUUACUGUGGUUACUGUUGUAAGCCUGCAGCGUUGUCAUGGUUACGCGCUGACUGGGCCGUUUGUGUUCGUGUUCACGUCGGUGUCUGUUCUGAAAUCAGCUGUUUGAUGUUGCCGUGACGAUGGGACGGCUCGUUAACAAACUCAUUAAAGAUGUUUGUGUUUGAAUAUGAA
Messenger RNA from Larimichthys crocea (large yellow croaker), 1237 nucleotides. RefSeq names its product synaptonemal complex protein 3 (gene sycp3). Bases 303 to 1022 code for a protein of 239 amino acids. Gene Ontology annotation, cellular component: synaptonemal complex. NCBI's taxonomy places the organism in Eukaryota, Metazoa, Chordata, Actinopteri, Sciaenidae. The transcript is spliced from 8 exons. Gene Ontology annotation, biological process: meiotic cell cycle; spermatid development. The record is from RefSeq and is a predicted model, not a curated record.